AGACUGAACUUCGGUUAUUUCAGCAGGAUCCACCGUUGAAGUGAAUUCCAUGAAUUUCCAUGAAAUUUGAAGUCCUCACAGCAAAGACAUGACGAAUCUGAAGGGGAUGCUGCUCCGUGGAUGUACUAUCACGUGUCUUUUAUUUUCAUUCUUCGUCGGGUCUUAUGCUGACGUUCAGACAAGUACAAGUACAUUACAUCAUCAUAUAAGCACCUCACGAGUGCUUCCUCCAAAUACUAGCUUUGAUGAUAGCCACUUAACAGACGCAGAAAACCGGGAAUCUACCGUAUAUGACUCUGGCACUUUCACAACCAUGACAACAGUGAUGGAUGAAGUGACUGACCAUGCUGCUGAUAACACCGAUGUCUCUAUUGAAAGCUGGGCCUGGUACCCGAUGACCUGGCCUUGGCAUUCGAUUCUCCGCCUGAAUUCCGCCAUAAUUGGCAUCAUCGGUAAUUCAGUCGUAAUCCUCGUCGUUUUCAAUCGUCGGGUCUCCAAGAACUCCACCGACAUCUUGAUCGGAUCUCUGGCAGUGGCUGAUCUGUUGUCUUCGAUAGCAAUCGUCCCCGUCCCUCGUGUCAAGUACGUCCCUUCAACAUGGCUUGGUGAGGUCUACUGCCGAGUGGUCAACGGUCAGAUCUUCAUGUGGUUCUUCGUGACCGCUUCCAUCUUCACCUUAACUGCCAUUUCUGUAGAAAGAUACGUUGCCGUCAUUCACCCGUUCACGUUUCGGCGAAUCUUCUCCAUGCGACGGACAACAAUCUACAUCAUUAUCAUCUGGACGAUCUGUAUCAUCAAUUACGCAACCUACUUCUAUUUCUUCAUCAAGGUGCACGAACCGACCCACACCUGCCAGGUGCCCAAAGACCCGCCGUCUUUUCGGCUUCUUGGAGGGCUGUCCCAGGUCAUCUUCAAAUACAUGUGUCCUCUGUUCAUCAUGGUAAUCACCCAAGCAAUGAUCAUCGUAACCUUGCAUCGACAAGCGAAGCGCUUCAGGUCGAUGAACGAUUCCAAAGUGAAAACCACCCAUGCCGAGAAGUCUCACCAUGCGAAAGGAAAAGUCAUCAGAAUGCUGCUAUUGGUCGUCAUCACAUUCAUGGUGUGCUGGUCGCCUAGCCAAAUAUCGUUCCUCCUCUACAGCGCACAGAUCAUUGGUCCUGCCUAUCUCUACAGUCCGUUGAAUCGUAUUUUCACUGUCAUGGGCUUCUACAACUCUUGUGCAAACCCAAUCAUCUACACCAUAAGCAAUGCCGAAUUUAGACUUGCCGUCAAAAGCGUUCUGACGCGUAAAGGUAGCGAUAAAAUCUCGGCUUUCGGAAUCAAAUCAGAAACAGACAAUCCCGAUACUGCAAUGAGUUCAGUGCACGAUGCUUAAACACUUCAUUAACUUGAAGUUAUACUUUACUUGAUUAAUUAUAAUCAACACUGUAUCAUUGGCUGGGUAGCUAUGACAUGCGAUCCCAACCCACAUCAUUUGUACAGUUGCGUCCUAGAAAAAAAAUAAACGAAUCGAGAGUUAUCGAUGAGUUAACAUACACAAACAAAUACAACAGAUUACCUACAGUCUCAUUUGAAAGUUUAUUAUCUAUUCUUUCAUCUGGUAUAACUCAGAAGAUUCCUCAUUCCUGUAUGAGACAGUGAAUAAAAACAAUUUGAAUAAAGGAUACCAAAGUCCACUUGUCGGGGAGUAUCUGAAUUUCAAAAAGAAAUUCAUGUGUGUAAAAGGUUCAGUAUCAGCUCUUUAAUUUGAUACCUAACUCACAGAAAAUGGUCAAGAAAUAACAAACUUCUUUUUAAGAUAAUUUGUCUUUUGUAUUUGUGAUUAAGUGAUGAUAAAUCAUUGAAUUUUAGGUUUCGGUUUUCCUCGGACGCCUUUUAUUGGGAUUGCGUACGGUAUCACCACAGAUAAAAUUCAUAGAGAUGUUUCUAUAAUAAUAGGAGUUGCAUUAUCAUGUACUGUUGUAUAGCCAUGACCAACGGUGUUCAUGAGAGUGUAUGACUUUUUUCUUGACAGCAUAUGCCCCACAAUUUCGCUCUCUUUUGGCUAAAAUUGUUUAUUAUGUUUAUAAUGUAUAUCUUAUCUCUGUGAUCUACUUUUCCACUUAAAAAAAAAAUAUUGAAGUACACUCAUAUUGCUUCACAUUUAAACGGAAUUAAACAUAUGAAUCAAACUCACAAGAACAAGCUAAAAUUGGCACCUUCAACAAGGUCAAGACAGUACAUUUUACACCUUUAUGGUGUGCAUUUGGGUUGCAGCUAAUAAAGAUGUUGAGAUGUUUUAGAGUGUGCAUGUCGUAUUCACUCACUGCAUGUGUUACUGUGUUUUACUAUAGUGGUAUGAAAAUGUACAAAAUUGGUUCGAUUUUCACAACGUCUUGUUGAGAAAUAUAUAUAUAUUACCCAAUAUUUUGCUAAUGACGUUUAGAUGAAAUGAAUGAAUGUAAAAAUUAUUAUUGAUUCUAGGUUUAAUUAUUGGUUAUCAAGUAAUCCCGUGAAACAAGCGAAAUUAUCUAUGGUAUUUUGGUUGUUUGUAUCUACUGUACAUGUACAAUUGAUCUAUAUAGGCCUACAUGAAGCAUGUAAUUCAUUUUCUAGAUUUUUUAUUUUCUAAUAGUUUAUUUUGUUAUUAUUGCGCUUAACACGAUUUUUCUCACUAUUAUAUCAACAGUACAGUACACUUGUAUCCAUGGCAUUAAAUACAACUGGUCAUAAUGACUUUUUUAUUUGCAUAAAAUGACAAAGGAGUCAAGUCUCUAAACAUAAUGGUCGCCCCUUUUAUUAAUACCUAAUUACAAAAAUAUAUUUUGUAAAGGUCUUUUUCUAUCAAAAAAAAAAUAUUCAAAACAUCCUUCUAAAAACGUGGGUACUUGUGUGGUCAUAGAUUGCACUAAACUGCACUGUAAAAAUAAAAACAUGGUGGGGUUUUUUUUGGUCGAUUUAAAUGAUAGACAAUUCAAAUAUUAUGAGUGCAUUUUUCGAUUAUUUUUUGAGGAUUUUUUGUGAAACGUAAGUCAAAGUUUCAGAGAUUUCAGAUUGAAUAUUGAUUGUAAAUGUUGUGGAAAUAAAUGGAGGUGUAUGGGAUCGA
Messenger RNA from Lytechinus pictus (painted urchin), 3085 nucleotides. Its product is annotated as allatostatin-A receptor-like. The transcript has 2 exons. Gene Ontology annotation, biological process: G protein-coupled receptor signaling pathway. Bases 89 to 1375 code for a protein of 428 amino acids. The record is from RefSeq and is a predicted model, not a curated record. Gene Ontology annotation, molecular function: G protein-coupled receptor activity. NCBI's taxonomy places the organism in Eukaryota, Metazoa, Echinodermata, Echinoidea, Temnopleuroida, Toxopneustidae. Gene Ontology annotation, cellular component: membrane.